UGAAAACCAAGAUCCAGGACGUGGCGGCAUUAUUGGACCGGGAAUGUCAGACACGGCAGGCUGAGGUAGCCGCCAUGCGUCAAGAAUGGCGAUCGGAAAUAGGUGUGACCACCAAGGACAUUGCCAAUGAACUCCUGAAGCGUCGCAGUGAAAUGGAUGCAGUGAAGGAGAAUCUCAAGGCGAUCGAGGCCAAAGCUACACAGAAUGGAGGCGUCAACAUGAAAGACUUCACCGACUUGGUGGAGAUCGAGUGCAAGGCCAGAGAAAAUGAUGUGGCUGAACUACGCCGCCAGUUGGAGCUUACAGAAGCCCUCCUGGCCAAUGGGAAUUCUCGAGACGUCCAGACUUUGGAUGACUUCGACUUACGCCUCGGUCGUUUGGUCAGUGCCAUUGAUCUGGAACGGGACCAUCGACGCUCUGACAGCGAGCGUCACCAUGCAGCUUUGAGUGACAUCAUGGACUCUGUCAAGGCCGAGCGUACUUUGCGUGCCAACGAGG
Molecule: messenger RNA, 498 nt
Organism: Cladocopium goreaui
Lineage: Eukaryota; Dinophyceae; Suessiales; Symbiodiniaceae
Source: the annotation of a GenBank genome assembly